Messenger RNA from Lotus japonicus, 2027 nucleotides. RefSeq names its product peroxisome biogenesis protein 16. The transcript has 9 exons. The record is from RefSeq and is a predicted model, not a curated record. Gene Ontology annotation, cellular component: peroxisomal membrane. Gene Ontology annotation, biological process: peroxisome organization. Bases 415 to 1518 code for a protein of 367 amino acids. NCBI's taxonomy places the organism in Eukaryota, Viridiplantae, Streptophyta, Magnoliopsida, Fabales, Fabaceae.
AUCUGAACAGUUAGGCCAAUCCAAAAAUAAACACACCGUUUCCCCAUCUCAAAACCAAAACCUAUCUCACCCCUGUCAUGAACUCUUGCAGCCUUUGAUUGGUUUUUUCAUGCUCUGCACCUUGCCACCAAGAUCUAUUCACCUUACCUAUCUCUAUUUUGUUGGGGGAGAAACUAAUCAAACCACGAUCCAAGCCAAGGUCAAGGAUCACUAACUCUCAUCAACGGUUUGGAUUUGAUCCUUCAAUUCAUCAAAACGCCACACCUCUUCGUGUCUUUCUCUCUGUUUGUGUGAUUCAAACCCAUCUUCAAUUCGCACAAAUAGCAUCCGAACUUUGAAUCUUGACCAUCUGGGUCGCUUCCAAUACCUGCGGAUUGGUUGGGUUCGGUGAUUUCUGUGAGAGUUUCUGAAGCUAUGGAGGCUUAUAAGAGAUGGGUCAGGCAGAACAAAGACUAUGUGCACUCCCUCGAGUCCUUGGCCAAUGGAUUGACAUGGCUUCUUCCUGAACGCUUCUCUGAAUCAGAGAUUGGACCAGAAGCAGUGACGACCAUUCUAGGAAUUAUCACAGCUAUCAAUGAGCAUAUAAUUGAUACUACUCCUAACCAAAAUGUUACAGGCUCUGUUGAGCCCAAUUCAUUUCCUUAUCCAUUAUGCUUAUCUGCAUUGAAGGAUUUGGAAACAUUAGUUGAAGUUGUGGCACAACAUUACUAUGGUGAUGAUAAGAAAUGGAAUUUCCUUGCUGUUACCGAAGCAAUCAAGGUACUGGUUCGGUUAUCUUUGUUUCGGAAGAGUGGGUAUAAAAUGUUGUUAUCUGGCGGGGAGACAUCAAAUGAUGCUAUUGCUUCGGAUAGUUCUACUUCACAACAUCAAAUAGGCUCACAGCUCGAUGGGCAUCGAGGGUCUGGUCAUAUGAGAAACAAUCUUGGUACAAACCCAUGGAAUCUGGAAGGAAGAGCACUAUCUGCUUUAAAUAAAUUUGGAGAAAAUGCCAUGACAGCAUCCGAUCCAGUGUGGUUACGUAGGGUUCAACACCAACAAUCAAUCAUGGAGCCUCUUGCUUCAAAGGCAGUGAGACCAACACUUUCCACCGUGUUGGCCAAAGGGGGUGUUCGCGGGGCUUUCUUUAUUAUUGGAGAAGUUCUAUUUAUUACUAGACCACUUAUCUAUGUUUUAUUCAUUCGAAAGUAUGGUAGUCGGUCAUGGACCCCUUGGUUCCUUUCACUGGCUAUUGACUGCAUAGGGCAUAGUAUUCUUUCAAUUGUUACGACAACAGUGGCGGGUGAAAAGGAGAAAAUGUUCCAUCUUUCUGCCCCAGAAAAGGAUGAGGUUAAACAACGGAAGCUUUUAUUUGCACUUUACCUGAUGAGAGAUCCAUUUUUCAGCAAGUAUACUAGGCGACGACUUGAAAGCACUGAGCAGGUUUUGGAACCUGUACCUAUCAUAGGAUUUCUUACGGCGAAAAUUGUUGAGCUUGUGAUUGGAGCUCAGACACGAUACGCUUACAUGUCAGGAUCAUGAUAUAAAAUCCUGUAGAAACACCUCAUUGCCCUCCAAGAUUGUGGGAUCCAUAUUUUUCAAAUGAUGGAGAGAUAUCAAAUCUGCCACUAUUCAAUGAUGAUAGGAAAGCAAGAAACCUGACAAGCUUUUAACAUUUGUUUCCUUAACAAUACCAGAGAUGGAAGGUGUACGGCUGCUGUGAAACAUAUUGUUUUCAUGGAUAGCUACAAUAUUAACAAUUGGGUAUAAAUUGAGAUGUUCUUUGAGAGAUUUUGUUGUACUCCUACACAGUGGAGGUGGGUGGUUUUACACUAGCAGUUCUGAGAAUCAAUUUGCAAAUUACUCAAACUCAGAAAAUUGUAUUCUGUUUAGACUUCGAAAGUUUUAAGCUUAUCUUCCAUGUGCAUCCUUGUGUCUACAAUUGUAUGUUGGAUGUGCUUAUUACACCAAAAGAAGUUAAAUGAAUAACUAUUUGAAGCUUGUGUCAUUAUAUUUAAGUGAUGCUGUAAAAAGUAAUAUUUGCUGUUGUC